This is a messenger RNA of Schistosoma bovis, 858 nucleotides long. Lineage: Eukaryota; Metazoa; Platyhelminthes; Trematoda; Strigeidida; Schistosomatidae. The record is from the annotation of a GenBank genome assembly.
AUGAAGAAAGCUGUUCAACAGAGUCGUUUCACCAGGUUUAAAAGGACUCUCUAUAAUCCAGAAAAACAUGAAAUUUUAGGGAGGACUUGCAGAGAAUGGGUUUUGAUUUUCAUAUUUUACGUCGUGGCAUACACAUUCUUGGCUUUAUUCUUCGUCGGUAUGCUAUCAGUUUUUCUGUAUGGAUACGUCAGUAAAACAGUUCCAACACUCACUGGGGAACAAAGCAUUUUGAGAUUUCAGCCAGGAAUAGAACUUGCCGCAAGACCAAACUCUUUUAAUACGUUUAUCCAUGUUGCAACUUUCCAAUCUACAAUCAACCAACCGUAUAUUAAUAAAGUGAAUGAACUGUUUAGUAAAUAUGGCUCGAAAGGUGUAAAUGAAGAGUGCAGCGGACCUGGUUUGCAUCCACAGAAUCCAGAUGUCCCCUGCAGCUUUGAUCUCAGUGUUUUGGGUGAAUGUCAGUCAACUGAGAAAACUAUAUUGGAGGGAAAACUAUGUCUUUAUUUGAAAAUAAAUCGAAUCUACGGUUGGUUACCUGAUUUGGAAGAUCCUAAAUCGAUUCCAUCACCUGCUAUCGAAUGUGGAGGUACAAAUGAAUUCGAUAAAGAAUCCCUUGGUAUUGUAAGAUACUUUCCAGAACACAUAGCACCAAAUGGGAAGAAGUAUGGUGUCAUAUCAAACAAUUAUUUUCCCUAUUUAAGAAUGAAUAAUUAUCAAGCACCAUUAGUUGCUGUACAACUCUCUAAUAUAACAAGAAAUACUGUUGUCCUAGUUGAAUGUCGUUUGGUUGGUUUAAAAAAUUCUAUCGGUGGAACAGGUUUUGAAGUUUGUGUUGAUGACAAAGAUUCAGGAAAAUAA